ACAAAACUUCGGCACGGAGCCGAAUCAGUCGAGUCUUGAUCGUGAGCUGAGUCACUUGAACUGACUCACUGGAAAGAGCCGGAAGUUGCUCGCCCUGCUGAGCGCGCGCGGCUUUUAUGUUGUAAUUUCGAACCGGAAAUCGUGUAGCAAAGCGUACACAUAGCAACGCAGAUAACGUUUCUGAGUCUAAUAAAAACGCAGAUAUUAAGGCAGUGUUGGUGUUAAAUAUCAGGCGUGCACUAGGCGAGUUUUCAGUGUAAUAUUUAGCAGAAAACAGAAGCUUUGUGCGCCGUUAUGCCUCGACGAAAGGAUGCGUAUAUGCGGUGUGGGGAUGUGAGGAGAAGAACUAAGAGGACAGCCUGCAGCAGCUCUGACGGCACGGAGGAUUCGGAUUUCUCCGCCGAACACACAGACAGCUCGGAGAGCGACGGUCACGCGGUGAAGACCACUCGCCUCACACGCUCCUCGCUCCGACUCAGCCAGAGCUCUCAAGCCGAGGUGGUGGAUUUUUCAGCGCGCCGUGUGACCCGUAGCCAGCGGCAGGAGGAGCCGGCCACGCCCAAAAAAUACCCUCUGCGCCAGAACCACCCGGAGAGCGAACAUCACAGCGAGGUUUCAGACCGGGUGUCGGAUGUGAAGCAGGACGAAUCUCCUCCCCGCACUCCAACAGGCCUGCCGCGCUCCUCCGAGUCUGACGUCUCCAGCCCCAACGCCUCCCAGGACGAGAGGCUGGCUAAAGAGCUGUCAAUCAAAGAGUCAGGCCACGCCCAUCGGCCCAAACGCCGCCGCUUCCACGAGAGCUACAAUUUCAACAUGAAGUGUCCGACGCCGGGCUGUAAUUCGCUCGGCCAUUUGACUGGAAAGCACGAGAGACACUUCUCCAUCUCCGGCUGCCCACUUUAUCACAACCUAUCAGCCGACGAGUGCAAGGUGAAGGCGAGCUCUCGGGAUAAACCUGCGGAGGAGAGGACGCUGUCUCAUAGCCAGGACGAGAACCGACACUCCACACGCCAUCAGAUGCGGUACAAAGAGAAAGUGACGGAGAUGAGGAGGAAAAGAAACUCCCCUGCAGUCAAGGAACAGAAAGACAAAGACACAGAGGACACACAGAGCCCCAGCUGUAACCAUGAGCCGCUGUUGGAGAACAUUACGAGUGAUUAUGACCUGGAGCUGUUUAGAAAAGCGCAGGCACGUGCCUCGGAGGAUCUUGAGAAACUGCGUCUCCAGGAUCAGGUGACGGAGGGCAGCAACAUGAUCAAAGCCAUCGUGUUCGGCUGUUACGAGCUGGACACGUGGUACCACUCGCCGUACCCGGAGGAGUACGCUCGCCUCGGCCGCCUCUACAUGUGCGAGUUCUGCCUCAAAUACAUGAAGAGCCAAACCAUCCUCAGACGUCACAUGGCGAAGUGUGUGUGGAAGCAUCCACCCGGAGACGAGAUCUACAGGAAAGGCGCCAUCUCGGUUUUUGAAGUGGACGGCAAGAAAAACAAGAUUUACUGCCAGAACCUGUGUCUCCUCGCCAAGCUCUUCCUGGACCAUAAAACCCUGUAUUACGACGUGGAGCCGUUUCUCUUCUACGUGAUGACCGAGGCAGACAACACAGGGUGCCACCUCGUCGGGUAUUUCUCCAAGGAGAAGAACUCGUUCCUGAACUACAACGUGUCCUGCAUCCUGACCAUGCCGCAGUACAUGAGGCAGGGCUACGGCAAAAUGCUCAUCGACUUCAGUUACUUGCUGUCAAAGGUGGAGGAGAAAGUGGGCUCUCCUGAGCGACCUCUGUCUGACCUGGGUCUCAUUAGCUACAGGAGCUACUGGAAAGAAGUGCUGCUGCGCUACUUGCAUAACUUCCAGGGCAAAGAGGUCUCCAUUAAAGAGAUCAGCCAGGAAACGGCCGUGAAUCCCGUCGACAUCGUCAGCACGCUGCAGUCGCUUCAGAUGCUCAAGUACUGGAAAGGAAAGCACCUGGUCUUAAAGAGACAGGACCUGAUCGACGAGUGGAGGUCCAAAGAGACGAAGCGCGGCAGCGGCAAGACGAUCGACCCCGCAGCACUGAAAUGGAGUCCGCCUAAAGGGACCUAACGGGCCUCGGCACCUCUCCGACGCUCCUUUACUCACUCGCACUGUAGUCACUGUUAAGAGUCUGCAUAAGGAAGUAGUGCACGCUUAGUUUCAGACGUGUUACGUUUAAAAAAAAUAAAAAUAAAUAAAAAAUAAAAUAAAAGCAGUAGAUCAGUGUUUUCCAGAUCCUGGCUGUCUGGUGCAACGCACAGAUUGUAGCGUUUCCUGAGGAACUCUAACGCAGCAUUCGUGAGUGUGUUCCAGCAGGAAGUCGCACUACACCGUGCUGCUUACAGGAACAGGUCUGAGAAACACUGAUCACUGGAUUCUCGCACUCUAUAGUUCCUGUUACAGUUACCUGCGUACCAAACUAGUGUUAACGUCGCUGCUGAAGUCAGCAUGCUUUCUAAGCUCACCGUGUUUUCCCCAAAUCCUGCUCCUUUAGUCACACGCACGUGUGAAAACCGAAAUGUAAACGGUUUUACCGUUUGCCCUGAACAGUAUUCACUGAAGCACAUAACGCGUGAUGAUUUUAGACAUGCAGCGUGCAUGAGUGUAAAGCCGUGGCUAUGAACUCCCGUUGAUCUUAGCUACGUUAACCGCGGUGCUCCGCGGUGUUUAUUAAAAAACAAAAAACAAAGUAUGUUUGGCAUAAAGGGGAAAAAAAAGUGUCCAUUUCAUUUUAAACAAACUGUCGUAUUAGAAUCGGAGGCACUGCACUGUACGUAGUACGUCCUGUUCGUGAUGUCAUUAACAAGACCCCUCCCAAUACAUUGUCAGUACUGAAACCCCUUUCAGUAUAUUACGUCAGUACCGAAACCCCUUUUAAUAAAAUACGUCAGUACUGAAACCCCUUUUAAUAAAAUACGUCAGUACCGAAACCCCUUUUAAUAAAAUACGUCAGUACUGAAACCCCUUUUAAUAAAAUACGUCAGUACUGAAACCCCUUUUAAUAAAAUACGUCAGUACUGUCAGUACCGAAACCCCUUUUAAUAAAAUACGUCAGUACUGAAUCUUCUUUCAGUAUAUUACGCCAGUACCGAAACCCCUUUUAAUAAAAUACGUCAGCACUGAAUCUUUUUUCAGUAUGUUACGUCAGUACCGAAACCCCUUUUAAUAAAAUACGUCAGUACUGAAACCCCUUUCAGUAUAUUACGCCAGUACCGAAACCCCUUUUAAUAAAAUACGUCAGCACUGAAUCUUUUUUCAGUAUGUUACGUCAGUACCGAAACCCCUUUUAAUAAAAUACGUCAGUACUGUCAGUACUGAAACCCCUUUUAAUAAAAUACGCCAGGACUGAAACCCCUUUUAAUAAAAUAUGUCAGGACUGAAACCCCUUUCAGUAUGUUACAUCAGUACUGAAACUUCUUUUAAUAAAAUACGCCAGGACUGAAACCCCUUUUAAUAAAAUACGCCAGUACUGAAACCCCUUUCAGUAUGUUACAUCAGUACUGAAACCCCUUUUAAUAAAAUACGUCAGUACUGAAACCCCUUUCAGUAUGUUACGUCAGUACUGAAACCCCUUUUAAUAAAAUACGUCAGUACUGAAACUUCUUUUAAUAAAAUACGUCAGUACUGAAACCCCUUUUAAUAAAAUACGUCAGUACUGAAACCCCUUUUAAUAAAAUACGUCAGUACUGAAACUUCUUUUAAUAAAAUACGUCAGUACUGAAACCCCUUUUAAUAAAAUACGUCAGUACUGAAACUUCUUUUAAUAAAAUACGUCAGUACUGAAACCCCUUUUAAUAAAAUGUCAGUACUGAAACUUCUUUUAAUAAAAUACGUCAGUACUGAAACCCCUUUUAAUAAAAUAUGUCAGGACUGAAACCCCUUUCAGUAUGUUACAUCAGUACUGAAACUUCUUUUAAUAAAAUACGCCAGGACUGAAACCCCUUUUAAUAAAAUACGCCAGUACUGAAACUUCUUUCAGUAUGUUACGUCAGUACUGAAACCCCUUUUAAUAAAAUACGUCAGUACUGAAACCCCUUUUAAUAAAAUACGUCAGUACUGAAACCCCUUUUAAUAAAAUAUGUCAGUACUGAAUCUUUUUUCAGUAUGUUACGUCAGUACUGAAACCCCUUUUAAUAAAAUACGUCAGUACUGAAACUUCUUUUAAUAAAAUACGUCAGUACUGAAACCCCUUUUAAUAAAAUAUGUCAGUACUGAAACCCCUUUCAGUAUGUUACGUCAGUACUGAAACCGCUUUCAAUAUAUUAUCAAUACUGAAACCCCUUUCAAUAAAACGCAUCAGUACUGAAACCUCUUUCAAAACCUCAUUAUUACCGAAACCCCUUUCAGUGUAUUAUUUCAUUACUAAAACCCCUUUGAUUCAUUCUUAACUAAACCCCUCCCAAUACAUGAAGUCAUUACUAAGACCCCUUUCGAUACAUCAGUACCGAAACCGCUCAUGCACUGUAUGGUUUAGAAACGCAGGAGCAGGAUUUGGAUACACCGGUCUAGACAUACAGACUGAAUUCUUGCUCUAUAGGCGCUGAUAGUAACGUUUCUAGCGUAGGAACCUCUUCCUGUUACCGCUGUUGUCGUUGAUGUUCACCGUGUUCUUCUCAGUCCUGCUUGUACCGUGGGUCUUCGUGCACUAACGCACCCUGUAUGAGGACAAACUGGGCAAAGAUGCACAAAACUGUGCAGUACUGUACAACUUUUGAGACAUUCCAAGCAUGCUAAAUGCCGAUGUGUGCUAAAGCCAAUGUUUAGAUGAGCGUGUCCCCAAGUAGCUGAGACAUCCCCGCCCCCCUCUGCGAACACACCCGACUCACCUCGUCAGCUUAUUUUAAACACCUUUCGUGAGCGGGUUAGUGCAGGAAAACUCUGAAGUGUGCAGUACAGCAGGAAUGUCCACGCAUAGCUAAUGCUUUAACAGUAUCAGUGCUACCUUUAUUCUAACUCUAUGACUGAAAUAGCAGCUAAACACCGUAAAUGUGAAACAUGGUAGGAAACGUGGGACUACAGCCACCACUCACUGUUCAGUUCUGUUACUUAAAGGACAUGUUGAGCCAAAAAUAAAAUCUCCACAGUGUUCCUCUUACCUCGAUCGCAUUCAAAGUGAUCAGUGACCUUUAUAGUGGCCACAAAACAUAUUUUGGCUGUUUGAGUACAUCUGGGGUAAGCGGGAUAAGGUGUACAUUUUAUUUCUGCUCCAGCUGUACCUUUUAAUUUAACUUUGAUUCGCUAUAUUAGAGUGUGUGUGUGUGUGUGUGUGUGUGAGAGAGAGAGAGAGUGUUCUCUGAACUCCUGUUUGGUACCUUGGUUUCGUUUUUGGUCGCCAAAAGGCACCGAGUCAUUGUUAACGACAUUUAAAUCAACUUACGUCGCACAACAUCUGGACCUUUUUGAUAAAUUAUAGCUAUUUAUAUUGUAACGCGCUCUCCGUAUCAGGCCGAUACCAUGAAAAUGCCACGAAAAUAAUUCUAUUUAAUAAAUUCAUAAUUAAUUUAUUUACCUAAAUGUUAUCAUUCUAACCUGAAAGGACAAAAAAAAAAAAAGCACCUGUUUUGUAAGCUAAUGAGUUCAGUGGCAGCUUUAGACACUAACUCUGAUCUCCUAAGCCGUUUAUGUCCUGGCUCAAGUGUGUGUGUGUGUGUGUGUGUGUGUGUGUGAGAGAGGGAGAGAGAAGAGAUGUAGAAUAAAAUCCCUUACUUCUUCUCAACCUUCAUGAUGCACUAGAAGCACUCCUGCAUGGUCCUGAUGCCAGCGUGCAGUAUUUGCUCCCACUUCCUUCCAAAUAAACUGAACAGAUCAAAA
This is a messenger RNA of Ictalurus punctatus (channel catfish), 5820 nucleotides long. RefSeq names its product K(lysine) acetyltransferase 7a (gene kat7a). Gene Ontology annotation, biological process: regulation of DNA-templated transcription. The record is from RefSeq and is a predicted model, not a curated record. Gene Ontology annotation, cellular component: nucleus. Bases 295 to 2079 code for a protein of 594 amino acids. Gene Ontology annotation, molecular function: histone acetyltransferase activity; zinc ion binding. The transcript is spliced from 16 exons. Lineage: Eukaryota; Metazoa; Chordata; Actinopteri; Siluriformes; Ictaluridae.